GAAGCAGAGGACUUGGCAAGAAACUUCAGAAUGUCUCCUGAAUCAAAAAAACUUUUCAACAUAAUUCUUCUGGGAGUCUCAUUUAUGUUUAUAUUCACUGCUUUCCAAACAUGUGGAAAUAUUGCGCAAACUGUUAUCACAAAUUUAAACAACACGGAUUUUCAUGGCAGUGGCUACACAAGCAUGUCUGUUAUUUAUGGAGUGUUCUCAGCAUCAAAUCUUAUAUCGCCUUCGGUGGUUGCAAUAGUGGGACCUCAACUCUCCAUGGUUGUUAGUGGCAUAUUUUAUAGCCUAUACAUUGCAGUUUUUAUCCAACCUGCUACGUGGGCUUUCUACACUGCUUCUGUUUUUAUUGGCAUUGCAGCUGCUGUGCUCUGGACAGCACAGGGAAACUGCUUGACUGUAAAUUCUGAUGAAAACACCAUUGGCAGGAACAGUGGAGUGUUUUGGGCACUCUUACAAUCCAGCUUGUUUUUUGGAAACCUCUACAUAUACUUUGCUUGGCAAGGAAAAACUCGCAUAUCAGAGAGUGAUCGCAGAACUGUCUUCAUUGCUCUGACUGUUAUCAGUCUUGUGGGCACAGUUCUGUUCUUUCUGAUUAGGAGACAAGAGGACACCAAAGCUCCAGGGGAGGAAGAUUCUGCUAAUGAAGUCCUGGGGGACAGCUCGUCUGCAAAAAACAACAUGAUGAGAGCAGUGGCUGCCUUCAAGAAAUCUAUAAAGCUGAGCUUCACCAAAGAGAUUCUGCUUCUCAGUGUUACAACAGCCUACACAGGUUUGGAAUUAACGUUCUUUUCUGGAGUAUAUGGAACAUGUAUUGGUGCUGUGAAUAGCUUUGGUGGUGAAGAGAAAAGCCUUAUUGGUCUCUCUGGUAUUUUUAUUGGUGUUGGAGAAAUUUUAGGUGGAGGAAUCUUUGGUUUACUGAGCAAGACCAAUCGUUUUGGCAGGAACCCUGUGGUGAUGCUGGGCAUCGUUGUCCAUUUCAUAGCUUUUUAUUUGAUUUUUUUCAACAUGCCAAAUGAUGCCCCUAUUGCUCCUAUGGAAGGAACAGAUGAUGUUGCUUAUAUGAUUCCAAGCAAAGAGGUGGCCAUAUUCUGCAGCUUUCUGUUGGGCCUGGGGGACAGUUGCUUCAACACUCAGCUCCUCAGUAUUUUAGGAUUCUUGUAUUCAGAAGACAGUGCUCCUGCCUUUGCCAUCUUUAAGUUUGUUCAGUCCAUCUGUGCUGCAGUUGCAUAUUUCUACAGCAACUACUUCCUCCUGCAGUGGCAACUCCUGAUCAUGGUGGUUGUGGGCUUCUUUGGAACAAUUACCUUCUUCACAGUGGAGUGGAAAGCAGCAGCAGCACUUGCUGCCCGCAGCUCGGACUACAGCAGCAUUUGA
Merops nubicus (carmine bee-eater) is the source of this 1380-nucleotide messenger RNA. RefSeq names its product major facilitator superfamily domain containing 11 (gene MFSD11). The coding region runs from base 31 to 1380 and encodes 449 amino acids. The record is from RefSeq and is a predicted model, not a curated record. Lineage: Eukaryota; Metazoa; Chordata; Aves; Coraciiformes; Meropidae. The transcript is spliced from 13 exons.